Messenger RNA from Naegleria gruberi, 1122 nucleotides. RefSeq lists its product as uncharacterized. NCBI's taxonomy places the organism in Eukaryota, Heterolobosea, Eutetramitea, Acrasida, Naegleriidae. The record is from RefSeq and is a predicted model, not a curated record. The transcript has a single exon. Bases 1 to 1122 code for a protein of 373 amino acids.
AUGACUUCUAUCAUCACCAACCAAACCUAUGUCAUUACUGCAACAACUGCUGAUAGUGUUGCAAACCUUGUUGUUGAUAGUGUAACUUUGAUGGCAACAGCUCUCGUGAUUAUUCCAACACUCAUUGUUUAUUUCAAGAGAGAUUCGUAUUUGAUUUUUAAAAGUCUAGUAGAAACUUGCAAUUCGAACAUGCAUGCACCAGAUCCCAGAACCAAAUCAAAAGGUUUCUUCUUUUGCUUGAUGAAUAGUUUAGUUUUAUUUCUGAUAUAUCGAGUACUCAUCGAAGGACUCACAAUCGCUCAGCACACUCAAGAAUUACGAAAGAAUGUCGAAACCUUUGUAUUAUUAUUGAAUAUAAGAAGAAUUUUAGAUUACAUUGGCAUGUAUUGGUUCUUAACCUUAUUCACAUUCAUCAUCCCAAUUUGGAUGAAAGUUUGCAUUACAUGGAUUUCCACACAACGAAACCGAAAAAUCAUGAAAAUUACAAUUGGAAUUCUUCUCAUUCUUGUCAAUGUGUUGGGAUUCUGUGGUUUCUUACCAGUUACUGUCUUGUCAAUUAUUAGUGCAAUUGAUACAAAUUUUGAGAGUAAUGAUUUAUUGAGAAAGAUUUUAACUUAUGGAAUUGGAACACCACUUGUUGGUAUUUCAACUGCAAUUGUUUUCUUUUUGAGUAUUGGAGUGGUGGUAAUGAUUGUUAUCAUGUUGAGAGAUGCUUCAAAGAAACAACCUGAUAAUAGUGAGCAAUAUCACAUUCAAAGACAAGCUAUUGUCAAAUUGACUGUUGGAGUUAUUGUUUUGGCAGCUGCUGUCUUGAUUGAAACAAUUGGAGUUGCUGUGAAUGGAGCUAAUGUUCCAAAUUAUAUUGUAUUUCCAUUGGCUAAGGGAAUUCCAUAUGUUUUCUUUGCAUUGUGUGUGGAUUUAAUAUUUUGGCCAUUUCCUCUGCCAAUUCUGAGUCAACCAGUGCAAUUUGUCAUGCAAGAAUUGAAGUUUUCCACCAUUGUUAAUUUACCAUCAAUAGAAAAGAAGAAGAAAUUGGAGCAACAAGCAACACUCAGUAAUCAAUCCGCUAAUCCUGAGACUAAACAUGAGGAAAUUCAAUUGGAAGAUCAAUCAAAUGUUUAA